Pseudonaja textilis is the source of this 4927-nucleotide messenger RNA. The record is from RefSeq and is a predicted model, not a curated record. NCBI's taxonomy places the organism in Eukaryota, Metazoa, Chordata, Lepidosauria, Squamata, Elapidae.
UUUUCUCGGAUGUGGGACUGCUGCAGGCGCCGUUUCUGCCUAGUACGCCGACAACGUUGCGAUUCAUGGAGCAGGGAAGCAGGCUGGAAAAAGAGCCUUUGUUGCCGCCUCCGCUGCCAGGGGCUGCCAAGCGCCACCGGCUCUACUCGGCCAGGGACAAUAGAGACCUGGAGGAUGAUGGACACUGCUGCGUGUCCGCGGCCUCCUCGCCUCGUUCUGGAGGGCCUGGCAUCAAUGACCCUGACCUCUACUUCAACCAAGCUGUAGUAUUCAUUGAAGAUGCAAUUCAGUAUCGUUCUAUAAAUCAUCGUGUGGAUUCUAACUCCUUGUGGCUUUAUCGGUGGUAUUAUUCAGAAGUUUGCCAAUGGAUUUUGAUUCUCACCAUUACACUAAUCCUGGCUCUUGCUUUUAUUGAAACACCUUCUUCGCUUACUGUCACAUCAGAUGUUCGAUAUCGCUCAGAAGCUUGGAAACCUCCUUGUGGCCUGACUGAAAGCAUUGAAGUGCUUUGCUUCCUUGUCUUUAUAGUAGACAUCUCUGUAAAGAGCUACUUAAUUGGAUGGGAAGAAUUUCGGAAAACCAAAUGGUUAAUGGCCUACAUCCUGGUCCUGCUCAUCUCCCUUAUAGACUGGAGCAUUUCGCUGAGUUCUUCCUGUCAUGAAAACCUGAGGAUCAGACGUAUCCUUCGACCUUUCUUCCUUCUUCAGAAUUCUUCAAUGAUGAAGAAAACACUAAAAAGCAUCAAGAGGACAUUACCAGAAAUUACAAGUGUUAUGCUGCUCUUAGCUGUUCACCUGUUUCUCUUUACCAUGUUUGGCAUGCUGCUGUUUGCUCGGACAAAAGAUGCCCAACAGGAUAAAGAAUGGCAAGGAUAUUUUCAUAAUUUGACCGAUUCAUUAACUUCAUUGCUGGUACUGUUGACAACUGCAAACAAUCCAGAUGUGAUGAUUCCUGCAUAUUCUAAGAAUCGAGCAUAUUGCAUCUUCUUUAUACUCUUCACUGUGAUAGGAAACUUAUUUCUGAUGAACUUGUUGACAGCAAUAAUAUACAAUCAGUUUCGGGGAUAUCUUUUGAAAUCAAUUCAGUCAUCGCUUUUCCGGAGACGCUUGGGAAUCCGGGCUGCCUUUGAAGUUCUUUGUUCUUUGACAGAGACUGCAAUCAAUAAAAAUACCUUGUGUGUCCAAUCUGAAGCUCUCCUUCAAGUCCUCCAGAAAGUAAAAAUGGAUUCCUAUUGCAAAGAAGCAAUCAUUAGGAAACUGCAAUCUUGUCCCCCAGGAGGGCUGACAGCUACUCAGUUUCAGACACUUUUUGAUGAACUUGACAAGCAUAAAGUUAAAGAGCGUCCUCCCAAACCAGAUUAUCAGUCACCCUUCUUACAACGAGUUCAGUUUAUCUUUGGCCAUCACUAUUUUGGCUAUUUAGGAAACGUUGUAGCAGUAGCAAAUAUUUUUUGCGUAUGCGGAGUCAUGGUAAUAGAUGCAGAUAAGCCACCUACUCUCCGAGAUGACUUUUUCUUAGGGGUUACAAACUGUUUCUUCAUUUUGUACUACCUUCUGGAAAUAGUGCUGAAAUUAGUGGCCUUGGGAUUAAAAAGAUACUUAUCCUAUCCAAGCAACAUAUUCGAUGGACUUCUGACUUUGGUUCUGAUGGUUUUGGAGGUGUCCACAUUUGCUGUAUAUGGGUUUCCUCAUCCAGGCUGGAGACCUGAAAUGUUGGGCUUGCUGUCUCUAUGGGACAUGGUUCGUCUAGCAAAUAUGCUGAUUGUGUUCAGAUUUUUACGGAUCAUCCCAAACAUUACAGUAAUUUCAUUUUUUUUGUUCAUGUCUUUAGUUGCCAGUACACUGUUGGAUUUAGUGAAAAACAUAAGAACCUUUGCAGGAAUUUUGAUUGUGGCUUUCUAUGCAUUUGCAAUAAUUGGCAUGGAGCUGUUUGGAGGCACCAUUACUCCCAUGGGCAAUGUCAGCUUUGUAAAUACAACUUUCAAAUGUGGCAUUUUUGAACAACUGGAAUAUUGGCCAAACAACUUUGAUGAUUUUGCUGCAGCACUAGUGACUUUGUGGGAUGUGAUGGUUGUGAACAACUGGCAGGUUUUCUUGGAGGCAUAUUCCAGAUAUACUUCUCCCUGGUCAAAAUUGUACUUUGUCACCUGGUGGCUGACUUCCUCUGUCAUCUGGGUCAAUCUUUUUAUAGCCUUGCUUUUAGAGAAUUUUAUUCAUAAAUGGGAUCGUCGCUGCCAUAGGCCAUCUCUCUCAGAAGUCGAAUAUCAAAUGACAGUGGAACUCCUCUUCAGGGAUGUUUUAGAAGAACCAACGGAGGAAGAACUGAUUGCAAGACUUCACCAGCAUCCACAUAUGCAUCUAUAUAGAUGACGCUUUAGCUGGAAGUGGCCAUCCAGCCUCAUCAUGCCUGCAUGCAGGUUUUAGAGCUGAAGAGAAGAUAACACUUAUUUCUUUCUAGAAAGAGUGCUAAAAUCUUGAUUUUAUUUUUGAACAUUGCUAAAGGACCCUUGGGUUCACUCUAAACAUAUUUUUUAAAAUCCUAAUUUGACUUCCUUUUAAGUUGAUUUAUGGAAUAGAGAAUUAUGCUUUUAAGAAAGGGAAAUGGAUCAGUGAUACUGCACUUUAUAGUAAAUGUGGUGGAACAAAUAAUCAAAUCAUCUGGUCUGGUGAUAGCGCUACAGACAGUGCAAAAUGCAAACCUUCUACAGAGGCAAACUUCCUUUUUUUAGUAUUUGUUCUGUGAUAUGCUAGGGCAGUGCCUUAUUGUUUGCAAAAAUGUUUUAGUAAAUGUCUAAAUGUUUCAAAUACAGGAUAAAUGUUUAAAACUAAAGUUAGGGAUUCAUAUAAAAGGUUGUUAUAUGUUCCAAUGCGGCAAGCUAUUUUAGAAAGAAGAAGAAGACCAUUCCAGUUUCAAUAUCUGUCCAAAUCUUCAUAGCAACUUCAUGCAGAUAUCACUUCAACCCUUGGUUGACUGUAUGUUACAUUAAUGAUGUACCUAGGAGCCUUUGGGGACUUGAAUUCAUGGCAUUAAGGUGCUUAAUAUUUUGUCUCCCUGCCCCUCUAAUCCCUUUCCUUAUCAGAAGCAGCCCUUGUAAUUUUGAGACAAUCUAGAUUAAGACCAUCGUGGGAAGCGAAUGGGUUACAACCCCUAUUUCUUGUUUGAGGCUCAACUUUGCCUUGUUUUCCCAUUUUUGGUGAAGCCUAAUCUGAGUGUCAUUGCUGAAAUAAGUACUGGAGAGGAAAAGAGUUGAAAUAAUUGGCUUUUUCUUUAUUGCAGAGACUAGGUCUAUGUCUCAUACUUGGGUUCUUAGGUGAGUUUUGUAACUGUCCACACGUAUUGUGGCAAACAUUUUGUGAGCGCUCCCCAACCCAUUUUGCAAGAACACCUCUGACACAUAGACAUUACUCAAAAUGCACUCAUUGGCCAUAAAAUUUGGGAACCUAAUAAAAAUUCAGCAUUGUUUCAUGUCAGUAAGAACAAAAUUAUAGAAAUUAAGUCUUAGUCCUUUUAAUCAUAUCAGCAGCAAAUAUAUUUGGAUCGGCUAUCUUAUGAUUCCAUCAGAUGUUAUGUAAACAUCUAUCUGUGUGACUCCCUGAGAUUCCUAUGUCUUUGAUCUGAAAAGAUGAUCCAUCUAAAAUUCACCAAUUCAGUGAAUUAUAGAACUUCCAUUCUAUUAUUAAAUUAUUUCAUUCAUUCAGGGAUGCUAAAUAGAAUUAUUCUUCUACUUCUGAUUUUUUUUCAUCAGUAUUGAAAGGGAAAUUCUUUGACACUAAAGAAUUUGAUUAAAUAACCAUGGUCAUCUCAUAAUGUUUGGUUAAUUAAAAAUGCAUUGAAAUAUUAAUUCUCUUCCUUAAGCAAUGUAGUACUUUUCAUAUACUAUAUGCAAUGUUUCUCAACCUCAGCAAUUUUAAGAUACGUGGAAAUGCUUGAGUAAUUCUGGUAGCUGAAGUUCACACAUCUUAAAGUUGAUGAGGUUAAAAAAAUAAUAACAUAUAUAAAGGCUAGAUUUUUCUUAACCCGAUUUUCUGGGUCCACACAACAUACUGGUAGGCUGGUUUGCUUUAAAACUGUGCAAGAGAUUUUGCAGUGAGAUGUUUUUGGUAUGAACUCUCACAGAGUGCAAAAUCACCAGUUUUGCACAUUCCAAGAAAUGUUGAGCUCAAAACAGCUCAGUUUCCAGAUGACUCAAAACAAUUUUUGAGUGCUCAUUAUGGGGUUUAUUUUCUUUGUUGACAGAGCUCCCAUUUUCAAAAGAAAAUCCUUUCUUUACUAUAUUACGGAUCAAUUGCAUUUUGAAUAUUACCCUUCCUUAAAAAUUCUGUUACACAAAGAAAGUUAAGGAAGAGCAACUAGACUAUAGCCUUUUUCUGAAAUAUUAAAUCUAUUUUACGCUACUAAUAUAUGCUAACUAUAUAUCUAUAUCUACAGAAACUUUGGCAUUCCUUUAAACCCAAAGUUUUCAUAGCUUACUUCAAGGAUGAGGACCUAUUGACUAUUUCUAGGGCUGUCGAAGCAGCUUCAGGAGGACAAUUCCCUUAUCCCUGGCUUCUUUUGGUUUGAUUUGUCCUUUGGGCAUCAAUAACAACUAUUACAUACAACAUGAUUCUUUAUGGAUCUUUUCAUUAAAUUUAAGCUUAAGAAAAAUGAGAGUUUUUCUGUACUCAGGAUAUGGCAGGUAUAACUUCCAACAUUCUUCAUGCUACGUUUUCCAGUGGUGCAAUUUGGGCAAUUCAGGUAUACCAGUGCAAUAUAAUUUUGAAUUUCUCAUGCUCUGAGAACAUAUGAAAAAACCACUAAAGUUGUUUGGAUAUUAUGAAGUUUUAUGUAUUAAUUUGGGGGCGGGGGACGGGGAUAAAUUGUAAAAUGUAUCUAUGUGAGUCCUUUUUUAAGAGCACAGAUGUUAGUAUAUUUAAUUAAAAUAUUUUUG